GCGGGAGGAGGCCUGGGACUCCGGGCUUGGAUUCGGCAGGGCCGCCACACGCCGAGCUCCAGCGCGUAACCCGGAACCGUCGCGGCGUCGGUUUUAGGUGUCCCCGAAGGGGAGGAGAGGACUCUCAAGCUUCGGUUAACAGCGAGCAGUCACAAAGGCAACGGUUGUAAACGAAACAGCAAGGGUCAGGAAUCAGGAGACCAGAGUUCUCUUCCCAGUAACUUGCCAGCAUAAUUUGGACAGAUGAAUAGCCCAAGGACAGAACACUGGGGGAGAUCAACCAGUACCUUCCACAGGCAACUGCACAUGACCAAAGUCCCAGGAUGUUUGUUCUGUUUCUGCUGUGCAUAGCCUUUCUGGUCUGCAUGAGUAAGGGUGAAUUUCGUGAACAUCUGAUAGAGCCUUCGACGAUGUGUUAUAAAUGUAAAAAAUAUCAUCUUGGGAUAUGCUAUGAAGGCAUGAGGUCCUGCACCCUGAAGUACCACCAGACCUGUGCUGUUGAAAACAUUUACUUACUUACCGGAAAAGGAGACAGAGUCCUGACAUCAAAAUUUUUUCGAUUUUGCAAUUAUUGUAAAGAUUUUAAUGGAAUGCAGUGUCGCAGACCUAUGAAGCAGUGUUGGAAGUUUAAUUUAUUGCUGCAUAACAGGAGUUGUACCACAGACCACUUUUACUUUAGUGAUCGUGUUACAGGGAGACAUCUCUACCGUUACUCAGCACUAUCUUGCAGGCCUUGUGAAGAGGGAGUGUUCCAAGUAUUUCAUGACUUAGUGAGAGAAACAUAUUGCUGUAAUCAUGACAACAGGUGUAAUGAUGGAAGCUCUCUCCCAGAAAAGUCAAAGAUAUUUGGACUAGAAGGAAAGGAAAGUAUAUAUGAUACUGAACAGAUACCAUGAGGAUAGCCAUCACGACUGUGGUAUCCUAAGGUCCAGCAGUGCCUUAAAUACAGGACUUUUUAAAUAAAUAUUUGUUGACAAAAUUAAGGAAGAGUUUGGAGAGGAGAGAAAGAAGAAAACACAAUAUGGAGUUCUGGAGGUCCAGUUAGUCCAGAAGAGUAGCCCUGGAUUUUCCUCAACUCUGAGAGUGACUAGGAUAUUGAUGUGAUGUGAAUGGAUUGAUAGAUCUUCUAAUGCUUACCAUACUGGCAUUUCAGGAUUCUACAUUUCUUUUACUCACCACGUCUCCCUAUCCCCUCUGGACCCUGACAGUUUCUCAGAAUUUCCCUGUUGUUUUUGUGAUGUUGAUAAUUUUGAAGAUUUCUGUGCAGAUAUUUUGCAGAAAGUCCCUUGUUUGCGGUUUGUCCGAUGUUUUUCUCAUGGUUAGGCUGGGGUUAUGGAUAUGCGGGAGGAGAACCACAGAGGUGCAGUGCCAUUCUCAGUGCUUUGUAUCAAAGGUAUAUGCUGUUAACCUGCCUUAUCGCUGUUGAUAUCAACCUUGAUCACUGGGCUGAGAUACUGUUUGGCAGGCUACUCCAAGUAAAGUGACAUUUUCCCCCUUUCCAUAGUAUGCUCUUUCAAAGCAAGUCACUGGGUAGCCCAUUACAUUUGUUUUUAACUGUUCUUUUAACUUAUUUGUAUUUUUCAAGUAAUUUACAAGAGUUAAGAUUUACAUUGCUCCUGAGAGUAUGUCUAAGAAGGCAGUUUUUCAAAUAGAAAGGGCCUCACACUAGUCCUGUCUCCAGAAUCCUGGCUCAUCCACCGUUCUCUUUAGUAUAGCAAGAUCUAACUAGACAAGCUUAAAGUAGGCUGGAAUACUUGAGUUGGGUUUUCACUAGUGAUGCUGAUGGAGUUGUUCCUGAUAUUUAAAGAUAAGGCUCUG
Balaenoptera acutorostrata (minke whale) is the source of this 1818-nucleotide messenger RNA. It is a transcript of the gene PATE2, whose product is annotated as prostate and testis expressed 2. The record is from RefSeq and is a predicted model, not a curated record. Lineage: Eukaryota; Metazoa; Chordata; Mammalia; Artiodactyla; Balaenopteridae. The transcript is spliced from 12 exons. Bases 324 to 896 code for a protein of 190 amino acids.